Molecule: messenger RNA, 771 nt
Organism: Cuscuta campestris
Lineage: Eukaryota; Viridiplantae; Streptophyta; Magnoliopsida; Solanales; Convolvulaceae
Source: the annotation of a GenBank genome assembly
GUAGAAUAUGAGUAAACUAAUUUAGAUCAAGAACACACUCAAUUCCUCAAGAAAUGGCUCUAAAAAACUAUGUAAAAAGUUUAUGGAAUGAUGCAAUGUAAAGCUAUGAAAUGUGUGAGGAAUGGUUGUUAAAAGUAGACCCAAAAGACCCCUAUUUAUACCCAAAAAUGAUGUGUAACAGAUGGGAGUUGUAACACCCUAAUCCGUCCAGAAAUCCAAGGUUUAUGACUACAGCGAUAGAUUUAGGAAGAGAAUUGGUAAGGAGAAAAAUAAGGCUUACAUAUGGAGGGGGCAACGUUGGCCUUCAAGGAGCUGUUGCUUCAACAAUUUAUACCAAUGGUAGUAUAGUUAGAGGCUUCAUACCAGGGUACAUAGCAGCACGACAGGUCUAUGGUCCUACAUACGGUGCAGAGUACACCGUUUCCAGCAAUUACUACAAGUAUUUUGAGAUGAAUCAUGUGGUGGAGGCUUUCAUCAUACUUCCCGGAGGAAUUGAUAAUAUGGAAGAUGACGCAGUGAGGCAGAACUUCAUGGCUUCUAGUCAGAGAAAACUUUUCAUUUCUUCUUUCUUUAUUGAUGAGCUUUUAGACAAGCUAGCGUUUUCUAAAGCUUUUCCAGGUCCUGGGGCUAGUUACGACGAGUUUACAAAUCCUGGGAGAUUAGACUUAGAGUUGCAUUUGUAAUAUUACUUUAUGUAAUUUCAUUUGAAUUUAUGUUGGAAUAAUAUUGUCCAUGAACAUUAUGAGUUAACCAUAAAUAUUAUUCUAAGUU